Ambispora leptoticha is the source of this 1578-nucleotide messenger RNA. The record is from the annotation of a GenBank genome assembly. NCBI's taxonomy places the organism in Eukaryota, Fungi, Glomeromycota, Glomeromycetes, Archaeosporales, Ambisporaceae.
AUGUCUAACGACGCGGACUUUAUCUAUGUCGACGAAGCUCAAGGCUCCGACGACACUGGUCUGGGAACGAAAGAGCAUGCAUACAAGACCGCGGUUUUUGCAAUUCAAAAACAUGGCGAGAAUAUCAAAAUUCAGCUUCGAAAAACUUCAGAAGAAGAGUAUAAAGAUAUAUCAGGGGCUGCUUUCAAAAAAGCCAAAAACCAUGUUUUAGAGUCUAAAAAAAUCGUCUUGACACAGGAUUCGACGCUUCCCGAGGCUAAAAAGAUCAAGAUCCGUGAAAGUAUUAAUAGACGUGAUACACGUGUUAAAAUCUCUGGAUGGGUUCAUCGUAUUCGUAUACAAGGCAAAGAUAUGAUGUUUAUUGUGUUGCGUGACGGAAGUGGAUAUAUACAAUGUUAUUUGCAUGGUGUUUUGUGCCAUACGUAUGAUGCGAUAACAUUAACCCUCGAAUCCACCAUCACUGUCUAUGGUAUAAUUUCUGAAUUACCAGAAGGAAAACAAGCGCCAGAUAAUCAUGAACUUCGCGUUGAUUAUUGGGAAUUAGUUCAUAAAGCACCGGGAGGUGACGAAGCAUUCACCAAUCAAAUUACCACCGAAACUGAUCCUUCCGUGUUACUCGAUAGAAGGCACUUGGUCAUUCGCGGAGAAAAAGCCUCGGCAGUUUUGCGAGUUCGUUCUGCGGUCUUGCGAGCUUUCCGGGAUCAUUUUUAUUCGAAAGGAUACGCAGAAGUAACUCCGCCACAUAUGGUCCAGACUCAAGUAGAAGGUGGCUCUACUCUUUUUGAAUUAGCUUAUUAUCACGAGAAGGCUUACCUUACACAAUCAAGUCAACUUUAUCUUGAAACAUGCCUUCCAUCUCUAGGGGAUGUGUUUGCUAUUGCGGAGUCUUUUCGUGCAGAGAAAAGUCACACUCGGCGUCAUUUAUCAGAGUAUUCACAUCUAGAAGCCGAAAUGGCAUUUAUAACUUUCGAUGACCUGCUAGACUGUUUAGAAGAUCUGAUUUGCGACACCAUCGAUCGCGUACUAUCAGACAAAUCAAUAGCCGAUCUCAUAUAUUCUUUAAACAAGGACUUUAAGAAACCCGAACGACCUUUUCUCCGUCUCGACUACAAAGACGCGAUUCAAUAUUUGAAAGACAAUGACAUUAAAAAACCAGAUGGAACAUUCUACGAGUUUGGCGAAGAUAUUCCGGAAGCGCCCGAGCGUGUAAUGACUGAUAAACUUAAUCGGCCUAUUUUCUUGUGCCGGUUUCCGGCGGAGAUUAAGGCGUUCUAUAUGAAAAGGUGUAAAGAUGAUCCGAGGGUUACUGAGAGUGUGGAUGUGUUAAUGCCGAAUGUUGGAGAAAUUGUAGGCGGGAGUAUGAGGAUUACAGAUUUGGAUGAGCUUCUUCGCGGUUAUCAACGUGAAGGAAUUGAUCCUGCUCCGUAUUACUGGUAUACAGAUCAACGUAAAUACGGUACCACUGAGCAUGGUGGAUAUGGAUUAGGCGUUGAACGAUUUUUAGCAUGGAUGUUAGAUCGUCAUACCGUCAGAGAUUGUUGUCUUUACCCCCGAUUUACAGAAAGAUGCAAGCCCUAA